CCCCGGACAAACGUCCGUCCACCGCCCAAUGCGGCAGAAAAAUCAUGUAUCAUUCUGCCGCGUCUGUCCGCCCAAAAAGCGGAGAAUCUCUGUUCGAGUCCAGUGCGCUGCCACCAAAUUACCACCCUGAAACAGUCCAGCAAGACCAUUCCGACCUUUCUUUUGACUCAUUGAACAUAAUCCAUCUCUCUCUGCAUUGUGUCUUUGUGCCUUUCGCACCAUGGCACCUCCGCGCCAGCGCACCACCGCCAUAGUGGACGACUCCAGAUCCGAAGCUUCCAGCGGCACGAGAGAAUACAAAUCCACAGCCCCGAAGAGUAGGAAGACGGGUGCAGCUAAGGAAAAGGCAUCUGUGACCAGUGCGCCAAUUGCACAAGAUGUCGAUGAUCAACAACCAAGAGUCCCUUGGUCCGACCUCCCUCUCGACAUCCUCCACGCCUACCGUCACGUCCACAAACUCCCCACCCCCUCUGCCUUCUCAAACGAUUACUCCCGCAUAGUCCUCUCUCAAGGCGUCGGUCUCCGCUCCCCUACAGCCCUCGCCGCCCGCCGCGCAAACAACACCACAACCCGGCACAACCACAACCAAACCCAUACUACAGCCACAUCUUCGCAUGCUACGGGCAGCGGAAGUGGUAGUGGAAGUGGAAGUGGAAGCGAGCGCGAAGAGCCAUUGCGCCGCAUAAUCGGACAAGACCGCGUGAGCAAAGAUGCGUUCGCGCUUGUGGUGCGGAAGCAUUUUAAUAGUGCGGGGUUGUCGGAGCAGGAGAGUAUUGCUAGGUUUCUGUAUACUGUUCGUGAGGAACGGAGGGGGAGGCAGUUCCGGCUGCGGUUUCAGCCGUAA
Messenger RNA from Penicillium pulvis, 844 nucleotides. RefSeq lists its product as uncharacterized. Gene Ontology annotation, molecular function: protein binding; transcription coregulator activity. The transcript has 2 exons. The record is from RefSeq and is a predicted model, not a curated record. The coding region runs from base 221 to 844 and encodes 207 amino acids. Lineage: Eukaryota; Fungi; Ascomycota; Eurotiomycetes; Eurotiales; Aspergillaceae. Gene Ontology annotation, cellular component: histone deacetylase complex. Gene Ontology annotation, biological process: regulation of DNA-templated transcription.